Messenger RNA from Telopea speciosissima, 2731 nucleotides. RefSeq names its product DNA replication licensing factor MCM3. Gene Ontology annotation, biological process: DNA strand elongation involved in DNA replication; DNA replication; double-strand break repair via break-induced replication. Lineage: Eukaryota; Viridiplantae; Streptophyta; Magnoliopsida; Proteales; Proteaceae. Bases 86 to 2389 code for a protein of 767 amino acids. Gene Ontology annotation, molecular function: ATP binding; single-stranded DNA helicase activity; single-stranded DNA binding. The transcript is spliced from 17 exons. The record is from RefSeq and is a predicted model, not a curated record. Gene Ontology annotation, cellular component: MCM complex; nucleus.
AAGUGAACCCUCGUCGGCUCGUCGUCUCUCUGCUGUCUCUGUGGGUUUCUCUCUCUCUCUCUGUGAAGCAGGAACAAGGCAAAAAAUGGACAUCAGCGAAGAAUCCAUGGCAGCUCACAAGCGAACUUUCAUGGAUUUCUUGGAUCAAGAUGUAGGGAAGGGUAUAUACAUGCAAACCAUAAGGGACAUGAUCGACCAUAAACGCCGCCGUCUCAUCAUCGAUAUGUCCGAUCUCCAUGACUUCAACACCGACUUGGCUCGCCGACUGCUUCAGAACCCUAGUGAAUACAUGCAACCAUUCUCCGAUGCGCUGACAGAGGUAACCCGCAACAUUGAUCCGAAAUACUUAAAGGAAGGGGAGCAUGUCCUUGUCGGCUUCGAAGGUCCCUUUGUUUCCCGGAGGGUCACUCCCAGAGAACUCCUCUCCAACUUCAUUGGCUCUAUGAUCUGCGUUGAAGGGAUCGUUACCAAAUGCUCUCUUGUAAGGCCGAAGGUUGUCAAAAGUGUUCAUUACUGCCCCACAACUACUGCCUUUAUGUCCCGUGAAUAUCGAGAUAUAACUUCGAAUACUGGCUUACCAACAGGAUCUGUGUAUCCUACAAGGGAUGAAAAUGGUAACUUGUUGGUGACUGAAUAUGGGUUGUGCAAGUACAAAGACCAUCAGACACUGUCCAUGCAGGAAGUGCCAGAGAAUUCUGCCCCUGGUCAACUUCCACGAACAGUGGAUAUAAUACUAGAGGAUGACUUGGUGGAUUCAUGCAAGCCUGGUGACCGUGUAGCAAUUGUGGGGAUAUAUAAAGCUGUCCCAGGGAGAAGCAAGGGCAGUGUAAAUGGAGUAUUCAGGACUGUCCUUAUUGCAAACAAUGUGUCUCUUCUCAACAAAGAGGCAAAUGCACCAAUCUAUACAACUGAUGAUAUUAAAAACAUAAGAAAGAUAGCUGAGAGAGAGGAUACAUUUGAUUUGCUGGGUAGUUCACUUGCACCAUCCAUCUACGGACAUUCAUGGAUAAAGAAAGCGGUGAUUUUGUUGAUGCUUGGGGGGAUGGAAAAGAACCUGAAAAAUGGAACCCACUUAAGAGGUGACAUAAACAUGAUGAUGGUUGGCGAUCCUUCUGUUGCCAAGUCUCAACUCUUAAGAGCUAUCAUGAAUAUUGCUCCUUUGGCGAUAUCAACGACUGGUCGGGGUUCAUCUGGUGUUGGUUUGACUGCUGCUGUUACUUCUGACCAAGAAACUGGAGAGAGAAGGCUAGAAGCUGGUGCAAUGGUUCUUGCUGAUCGAGGUGUUGUUUGUAUCGAUGAGUUUGACAAGAUGAAUGAUCAAGAUCGUGUUGCCAUACAUGAAGUAAUGGAGCAGCAGACUGUAACUAUUGCUAAAGCUGGUAUUCAUGCUUCACUAAAUGCUCGAUGCAGUGUGGUUGCAGCUGCAAAUCCUAUAUAUGGAACUUAUGAUCGUUCACUCACCCCAACAAAGAAUAUCGGACUCCCUGACUCUUUGCUUUCCCGUUUUGAUCUGCUGUUUAUUGUAUUGGAUCAAAUGGAUCCUGAUAUUGACCGCCAGAUCUCCGAGCAUGUUGUACGCAUGCAUCGGUAUCGAUCUGCAGUAGAUGGUGCACUUGAUGGGACUUCAAGAGACAGAGAAGAUGAUGCUGAUGCAAAUUCCUCUGUCUUUAUCAAGUAUAAUCGCAUGCUACAUGGAAAGAAAACAGGAAGGGCACGCAGUCUUACAAUCAGGUUUCUUAAGAAGUAUAUUCAUUACGCAAAGCAUAGGAUUCAGCCAGAUCUGACUGAUGAGGCAUCUGAAAAUAUUGCAACUGCAUAUGCGGAGCUUAGAAAUGCCAGCUCAAAUGGAAGGGCAUCGGGAGGGGGAUCGGGAGGAACACUUCCAAUCACUGCAAGGACACUGGAGACCAUAAUUCGUCUCUCAACUGCCCAUGCCAAAUUAAAGUUGAGUAAAAAGGUUACAAAAACUGAUGUUGAAGCUGCACUUAAAGUUCUAAACUUUGCCAUAUACCACAAAGAGUUGACAGAGAUGGAGGAUCGUGAACAAGAAAGGGCAAGGGAGUUGGAAAGGAAACAAAAAGCUGACCAUGCUGGCAGUGGAGCUGCUACGGCAAGAGGUUCCACAACGGAUGCCAUGGAUUUGGAUGACCCUCCUGCAGGUGAAUCUGGUCUCAGUAUUUCUCCAGAAAGAAUAGAAGCAUUUGAGUCUGUAUUUGGACAGCAUAUGCGUGCAAACCACUUGGAUCUCAUAUCUAUUUCAGAUAUUGAGAAGGUUGUCAACACGGGAGCAGCUGUACAUUACACCAGGCCAGAAAUAAUGUCUCUAUUAGAGAAACUGCAAGCAGAUAACAGAUUGAUGGUAGUUGAUGAAAUGGUGCAUAUGAUGUGAAACAGUGGCAAGAAGAGCAAAUUUCCAUUUAUGCCAGCAACUCAUGAGGGAGUAUUAAGAGAAAAUGAAGAAGCAAAAUUAUCACACAUGAAAACAGAAUUGUCACUUUGCCCCUUUGUGGAGAGCUUAAAUCGCUUGCUGGAUUGUUGCGUAGACUGCAAGGUGGACACCCAAGACAGAUAACCUGGAGGCUGUUGCAAUGUAGUAAAUUGGUAUUUCUCAAUAUGAUGUCUUGGCUAGAACAGGUGUUUUAUUUGUAUUGCCCUUUUUACUGCCAAUUCAUGAGAAAAGUGCAGUUUCCAUGCUAGUGGUCAAUAUUAAAUUUGUGGAUUUUUUUAUUUU